GACAUUAUCAAUCUUGCACUUUAUGAGGAAGAACAGGAGCAAAAUGUUGUUGUUGAUGCGUCCCAUAUCCCGGUUCUACGCAGUUCAAGUCGAUCCGGUCGGCCGUCCGCUUCAUCUUCGUCAAUGUCACGAAAUUUUUCACUGUCUAGUGUAGCUUUUUGGAAUCCACUAUAUUCGCUAUUGAUAAAAAUUAGCGAUCUGAAGCUGAUGUGUGGGCUCAUUGAAUUUAUUCCAUUCUAUAUUUUCUCAGAGACAAGAUUGAAUCUCAUCAGCACAUUCAAAAAACGUACGCGCCCGCAGCGCGCUUGGAAGGGUGAUAUCGCCGUCGAGCGCAAGUACACUCGUUUAUCCGAAAGCUCGAGGUUUCGUAAAUGGAAAUCCCAGCUAGCCAUAACUUCCGAAGCAUCAUCCAACCAUGUGCCGCAACUGAAUAAUUUCGCACUUCAUUUGUUUGCUUUGCAUUUUCUUCGUCAGCAGCACCCGUCUCAUCCCUGCCAGCAUUUGUCAUUUACCCCAUUUAGUGCUUCUGUACAAAAAGGUACUUUAACGAUCAAGGGUUGCAAUGUUUUUCCGGAAUCUUCGAGAAGUACAAACAGUCACAUUCUGCAACCAUUUGCUAACUCUGGUAUUUCUGCUGCAUUGCGUACUCCUCUGGGCGGCUCAUCCUAUAAACAUUUCUAUUCCGCAACAUUGGCUAAUAACGAAUGCAGAGCUAAAGAUUUUUGCGAAGAAGCAAACAAAAGUAGCCCAGGCGUAAUCACGCUGCACAGACUAGAAGCUGAAAUAUUUGCUAUUGGUGAUGAUCGUCAACGUCAGGACCUGCUAGAAAGCAUGAAAGUUAAAGCCAAGAAACUUGAGAACAAGGAUCGAAGUAGGUCUGAGCAAGAAAACUGGCAUAUAAAUCGCGCAUGGAAUCCAUGUCAUGGUCAUAUUUACGAUGAUGUCAAGAACUGUGUCAUCAUUAAUGAAGUUGGACAGCUGCAACAGAGCCAGAUUUGUAAUACAGCACCCGAACCACAUCCUGCUCGAAGUUUAUUUCUGGAAAGGAACCGACUACGGAGCAGAAUUCCUGUACUUAUGACAAGGUUGUGUCCUUUUUCUUCAAAGUUGUAG
Molecule: messenger RNA, 1113 nt
Organism: Gongylonema pulchrum
Lineage: Eukaryota; Metazoa; Nematoda; Chromadorea; Rhabditida; Gongylonematidae
Source: the annotation of a GenBank genome assembly